AAACGUUUAAUAGGUAUACAGUUUCUUGUAGAUAAACUUUUAAACUUAAUACAAAAAGUUUAUGUAGCCUUUCUUCAUAGUGGAAAACCUACACCCCUAAAACGGCACUGUCAAUGACGGUAUGUAUGAAAAUCAUUGGAACCAGCUCUGGUUUUGCUAGUGGGUGUGAAAACGCUCUUAAAGGUGAAGGCCAAUAAUAAAAUAAAAGAUGAUCGAAAAGAGAAGAAGAAACGAAAAUCGUAUUAAUUUUUAGGUUACCUGUAUUUUGAUUAUUUGAAUUAUUAUUUUUGUUUUAAUUAUUCGACAAAAAAUUGAUCUAAUUAAUCUCAUUAGCCUUACCAAAUGUCGUCUAUGACAUUUGGUCAAAAGACGUUUCAACCUACACCACCAGAAAAGGGCAGUUUUCCACUUGAUCACGAAGGAGUCUGUAGAAAAUUGAUGGUUAGUUACAUAAAAUGUUUAUAUACUAAUAACAACGAUAAUUCCGCUUGCCGAGAAGAAGCCAAAGAAUAUUUAGGUUGCCGAAUGGAGAAUAAUCUUAUGGCAAAAGAGGAGUGGACAAAAUUAGGUUUCUCUUCAGAAAAAAAUUAAUUGUAAAUAUGGUUAAAAUACUUAUUGGCUGUACAGGAAGUGUUGCUACAAUUAAGUUACCUUCUUUAAUAAAACAACUCAAAGAUGCAAAUAUUGCCAGUGACAAAGAAGUGAAAGUUUGUCUAACAAAUCCCGCAAAACAUUUUUUGGAAAAUGAAGACUUCAAUAAAAUUAUAAAUGUUUACAUGGAUAUAGAUGAGUGGGAAGCUUGGUCAAAACGGGGAGAUCCAGUUUUACACAUAGAACUUGCUAAAUGGGCAGAUAUUUUAUUAAUUGCACCUUUAGAUGCAAAUACAAUGGCAAAAAUUAGUCAUGGGAUUUGUGACAAUCUACUAACAUGCAUUAUCAGAGCCUGGGAAUUAUCUAAACCACUAAUCUUUUGCCCAGCAAUGAACACAAAAAUGUAUGAACAUCCAUUAACCUCUCAACAAAUUUCCACUCUUAAAUCCUUUGGAUAUCAUGAAAUUCCUGUGAUUUCAAAAGAACUUAUGUGUGGAGACACUGGCUUUGGUGCCAUGGCUGAAGUAGCAACAAUUGUAGAAUUUGUUAAAAAUAUUGUUGAUAAUAAAUUAUAGUCAUAUUGUU
Psylliodes chrysocephalus is the source of this 1176-nucleotide messenger RNA. The record is from the annotation of a GenBank genome assembly. Lineage: Eukaryota; Metazoa; Arthropoda; Insecta; Coleoptera; Chrysomelidae.